Messenger RNA from Xiphophorus maculatus (southern platyfish), 2446 nucleotides. RefSeq lists its product as uncharacterized. The record is from RefSeq and is a predicted model, not a curated record. Bases 354 to 1418 code for a protein of 354 amino acids. The transcript has 2 exons. Gene Ontology annotation, molecular function: DNA binding; DNA-binding transcription factor activity. Gene Ontology annotation, biological process: circadian rhythm; regulation of DNA-templated transcription. Gene Ontology annotation, cellular component: nucleus. NCBI's taxonomy places the organism in Eukaryota, Metazoa, Chordata, Actinopteri, Cyprinodontiformes, Poeciliidae.
CAAAGUACGCACACAGGCAGCGUGGUGACACGACGUGAUUGGCUGGCCUCGCACAGGGAGGCUGAAUUGCGCAGCAGCAGCAGCGGCUGCAGCAGUAGCGGAGUGUUUCGCAGCUGCGCUCGAGUCUGAAGAGUUACAGGCGCAACUCUCUCCGGAGCCUUCACGCAGCACCCAUAAACUUGUUUAAAAAAAGUCAAGUUUCUUAUCAAAGUGGACUAUACGGUGUAUGACGCUCUCUCUCUGUGUGUGUGUGUGUGUGUGUGUGUGUGUGUGUGUGUGCGAAAGUAUUGCAGACUCUUUGAAACUCGAUCGGUCCAAAUCAUCCUCCAGGUGCCAUCCUCUGGUUCAGCAUCAUGUCAACCACGAAGAGCCCUGAGUCGGCUGACUCCUGUCAGCCAUCCUCCUCCUCCUCCUCCUCUUCUUCUUCUUCUUCUUCCUCCUCCUCGGUGGAGAGCAGCCGAUUCCUGGAGUCCGGUUCGGACCCGGGGCUGGUCCCCAUGGCUCGGCCCUCGCUGCUGGCACGACGCCUGGUGCGUUUACGAGCAUGUCGAAGUCACCUGAGUCCCGUCAGACGCCGCAAGAGGGAGAUGAUCCCCGCCGAUAAGAAAGAUGCCACCUACUGGGAUAAGAGGCGCAAGAACAACGAGGCGGCCAAGCGGUCCCGGGAGAAGCGGAGGAUCAAUGACCUGCUGAUGGAGGGCCAGCUGCUGGCCCUGAGUGAGGAGAACGCCCAGCUGAGGUCUCAGGUCCUCAACCUGCAGUACCACACUAACCUGAGUUUGGAACAAGGCAAAGCUGUCCCUUCCUGUGGAGCAUCCUCUACAUCCGUGCUGGCUUCCACUCUGUCUUUAUCUCCGCGCACUCCUGCUUUUCUACAGGCGGGACUCUGGCGCAGUGGUGGCAGCAGCUCAGCUGCUGUUUCUAGUCUGAGGCAACAAGAAACAGUAGUGCACUCCUUAGAGGGCAAGAUUCCUUGUUUUAGCCCCGUUUUUAACCCACUAAGUCAUCAUUACUUUGUCACACAAGGCCCCUUGCCUCUGCCAGGCGCCAGAGUCGUCUCCCAUGGAGGAGCUGCGGGGGUCUGCAGGCCAGCAGAGAGGGACGUCGAUGCCCAGCGACAGGUCUCCCCCAGCAGCAACGACAUCUCAAUUUCUACCGACGCUCCUCCCCAGCCACUCUUUGCAUCGCUUCUGCCCCCUUUCGACCCACUCCACCAUGCCCCCACCGUCCCAUAUCAGCACCAGAACUGGGUAAUACCCCAUCUCAAUCACCCGGCGAUGUGGCGCUCCUCAUACCUGCAGAGACCCAGCGUCUACCCCGGCAGGCCCGUUCACAUACACGGGAGACAGGGCCAGAGCGUCGGCGUGGAGGACCACCUCCAGAAGGGAUUCAUGAGCCGACUCAACACGGAGCAAUGAGAAACACUCAGGAUGCUGCAGUAAGAGUGGACACCUGCAGCUACAACUUGACAAAAAAAAAAAAAACUGAUUCAAAAGUGACAAAGACAACUGGCAUGAAUAUUUUCCGGUUUCCGGUGCACAUAUUCCUGUACGGGAUACUGUACUUGGUGGACAUUUAAAGAUUUAGUGUUUCUCUAAGAUAAAACACAUUAGCUCUGAUUUUUUGAGGUUUCACCAAUUUAUGUUACCCGUUGCGCUCCUGUUCUGGUGCUAAUCAAUUUCACACAACCGAUUUAUAACAUUAAUUAAAAAAUAAAUAUGAGGUAUUCUGGUCUUUUUUGGUUGAAUUAAAAAAAAAAACAUUCUCGCUUCAUUUGCUUGUAGAGGGGUUAUUUGAUUUAUUUACAUUUCAUUUUAUUCUAUUUACCCUUUUACCUGUGGUGAGAAAAAAAAAAACAAACGUCGCUAUAUUGCGCCAGCGAAACUGGAUGCUUGUUGGUGUUCCCCUUCAUCCCCACAGCGUGUUUCCCCCGCACGAUUUGAUUCACUGGAAAACCAAACCCUCAACCGUUCAGCCCAGCAGUUUAACGAUAAAACCUUCCACCCCUGGGUAAUAACUUUCCUCAUGUAAGCAGGGAAACGCAAUUAAGCCAUCAAAAACUGAGAUAUUGUAGUAACUAGUGAGAGAGAGAAAAAAAGUGACAACAAUGAAAAAAACAAAAACAAAAUUAAAACAAAAAUGAAAAGAAAAAAAGGAAGUAACGUCUUUUCUUCCCAAUUUUAACAUGAUCAUGUUGAAUUUUAAUAUGAACAUCAGUCUAAUUUGAAAUAAACUCUCCUUCCUCUUGAUUAAGUUUGGAUUUUGUGUUUGGAUCACUGUCGUAUGGCAUUGGCAAGAAGUAGUUUAUUCAAGUGUACUUAUACAAGUAAGCUUAAUUUAUACCAAAAACGAGGUUGUCUACUUGAAGUUUGCUUUCAUAAAUUAUAUUUUAUUUACUUAAGAAUACUUGGCUACUUAAAAGCACGGAAGUCUAAGACUUACCUUG